AUGCUGCGCUGGGAGGUGCUGCGUCCCCCAACACCGACACCACCGCCGCCAACGACGUCGACAACGUGGCCCGCGCCUGCCGUCAAGAACCACUCGGCCACGGCCGUGUCGCCGCACGAGCUGCUCGUGUUUGGCGGCUACGACGGCCGCCGCAACCACAACGCGCUGCACGUGCUCCACGUCGCGCGCCGCACGUGGCGCGACCUCACGUCCGCGACGCGCGGCACAGCGCCCGCGGGCCGCAACGGCCACACGGCGACGCUCGUGGACGCGACGCAGCUCUUUGUGCUCGGCGGGUGGCUCGGCAGCGGUCCGCUCGCGGCCGCCGACGUGCACGUGCUGCACUUGGACACGCUCCAGUGGCGCCGGCCGCCGCUUGCAACGGCGCUCAGCCCCUGCAACAUGCACACGGCCGACUUUGUGCCCCGUCUGCGCAGCAUCUUUGUGUUCCGCGGCGGCGACGGCCGCGAGUACCUGAACGACCUCCACGCGCUGCAGGUGGACCGCCUGACGUGGACGACACUGCGGCCGCGCGGCCGCGCGCCGGCGCCCCGGGCGAACCACAGCUCGGCGCUCGUGGGCGACGACCUGCUCGUGUUUGGCGGCUGGAACGGCCGCCAGCGGCUCAACGACGUGCACGUGCUGGACGCGCGGAGCCUCACGUGGUCCCGCGUGCACGACGAGGAUCGGGUCGACACGCGGCUGUAUGGUGCGGCGCCGCCGCUGCCGCGCGCCGGUAUGACGAUGGCGCGGCAUCGCGACCGCCUGUUUGUGUUUGGCGGGUCGGGGCCGUCGGCCAAGUGCUACGACGACUUGCACGUGUACGACCCGCGGCGACACGAGUGGAUGGAGACCGUUGCGGUCGAUGCGACGGCCGAUGGAGUUGAGGAAGCGAAGGCGAAGCAGAGACGGAGUGGCCGGUCGCGUCGCUGUCGGACGUGCGAGCCGCCACGGUGGGAUAUCUACGAAGACGACGACCAGCGAGACGCGAGCGUGGCGGGCAGUAUCGGUGACGACAACGAUCGACGCAGUGGAGAAGACGCGUGUGGGGAUUUGUACAGCGAUGGAGAGAGUGUGGGGAUGCCACGAGGGUGGGCGGAGGGUUCCUGCGGCUCGGCGAACCCGAACGAAGUGUGUGGGCUGGCCGACGUCGAGACGCCGAAGAGGAGAGACCCGUUGCUGGUGGUUGGGAAGGGUCCUGGACGGAGAGCUGGGCACACGUGCACUGUGGUGGACCGCAUGCUUGUGAUUUUUGGAGGCUCGUGCGGCACGGACUACCUGAAUGACUGCUUCACGUUAGACACCGAUCCGCCUCCGCGCGUUUCGGUCUCGCUGCCGUCGCCGGCAAGGAUGCUGCGGCAUGCGCUCGCUCAGUAUGUCGACUGCGAGGAGUUUGCUGACAUAUCGUUCCUCGUUGAAGGACGCGUGGUGUACGCGCACAAAGUGAUUCUCUCAGCGCUGAGCGAGAGGUUUCGAGGCAUGUUUUCCUCGGGCUUUCGUGAAGCCCGGGAGUCUCAAGUUGUUGUCCCGGGUGUGCGCCACGAGGUUUUCUUGCUGCUGCUCGAGUACCUCUACACGGGGCACAUUGACACACACGAUGAUGCGUUUGCGGCGUGCCCGAUCGCUCAAGAUGUCGGGUCUGACCUCGACUUUGUGUGCAAUAGCCUGGCUGCCUGCCCGCAGUCCGCGGACGGGCGUGUUGAAAUCGAAGACGCGCGCCGGAGAGAGACAGAGCAAGCCCAUUCUCUCGAGCGCGAGUCAACUGUGGAGCUCGAGUUCUUGUUGGAACUACUUGUGGCAGCCGACCAGUUCAUGCUGGACCACCUGAAGCAGCGUUGUGAGCGGACACUGCAACACGCAGUGCAUGUUGGCAGCGUCGAGGCAAUAGCUAGAGCAGCGGACCGUGCAAAUGCAGUGCAAUUGCUCGCAGUGUGCCGCCACUUUCGGCGUAACAACCCGCUGUCUUCGCCGUCACGUGCAGUUUCGAGCAGCGGCUGCUCCUUCGAUGGAGACAGUGAUCCUGAUGUAGAAGAGACGGAACCUCGGAGGACGGAGCGAGAUGAUAGUGCAGACGAAGUAGCGUUGCAGCUGGGUCCCGCGUCAUCCGAGAGCGGUCAGUCUUUCCAAUGA
Molecule: messenger RNA, 2130 nt
Organism: Hyaloperonospora brassicae
Lineage: Eukaryota; Oomycota; Peronosporomycetes; Peronosporales; Peronosporaceae
Source: the annotation of a GenBank genome assembly